AUGAGUUCCUCGACCGCCGGUGCGUCGGCCUCCCCUCCGGCGCUGUACGCCGUCCUUGGCGUGCCGGUUAACGCCAGCCAGGCGGAGUUGUCUCGACAGUUCAAGAGGCUAUCGCUGCAGCUGCACCCGGACCGCGCGGCGUAUCGCAAGGACGGCGACGCGAGCACCGAGGCGCAGGUGCAGCAGCGCUACCGGCGCAUCACGGAGGCAUACGAGGUCCUUUCCGACCCGGAGCGUCGCGCGGCGUAUGACACGAGACAUAGCGUGAACUUCUCCUCGAGAGUCACUGCCUUGCGAGAGGCUCUGGAGCGAAAUGAGGUUUCUGUAGGGCCUCUGGCGAAGCGUCCCUGCCCUGAGCUCGCCUCAGGUGCGGAGGGUAAACGAGGCUCAGGAGCAUCUUCACAUAACAGCAAGAAGAGUGGCGGCGACCUGGAAAAAGGAGGGGAGGAGGAGGAGGAGGAAUAUGCGCCGGGCUGA
Messenger RNA from Trypanosoma conorhini, 477 nucleotides. Its product is annotated as putative chaperone. The transcript has a single exon. The record is from RefSeq and is a predicted model, not a curated record. NCBI's taxonomy places the organism in Eukaryota, Euglenozoa, Kinetoplastea, Trypanosomatida, Trypanosomatidae. Bases 1 to 477 code for a protein of 158 amino acids.